Molecule: messenger RNA, 799 nt
Organism: Stereum hirsutum FP-91666 SS1
Lineage: Eukaryota; Fungi; Basidiomycota; Agaricomycetes; Russulales; Stereaceae
Product: DUF431-domain-containing protein
Exons: 7
Coding region: 1-705 (234 amino acids)
Biological process (GO): peptidyl-arginine methylation
Molecular function (GO): protein-arginine omega-N monomethyltransferase activity
Source: RefSeq, a predicted model, not a curated record
AUGGAAGAAGAUGAUGAGACGGCUCGUGCCUUGCCCCGAUGGGUUGAACUUGAAUACAACCAUAUGAGAACACUUGCCGGUUCAAAAUCCACCGUCAAAUUCACUCAUCUAUCUCGCACCGCAUCAAAAUCUCUUUCUGACGCGUUCCUCGACCCCUCUUCCCCUUCUCAACUUCUCUCCUCGGGCGAUGCAUCUCCACAAAAUAUCACGGGGCCAAAAUCUGCGACGAUUGGAUUGGCGAAGGCCAGCUGCCUAGAGGAGGGGAUUAUGCAUCUGCUUAACGAUUCGAAUUGCGAGUUACGGCUAGAGAAUGUGUGUUUAUUGGAUCCGAAGGCUGAGACAGAGUUGAGUCCGGAGGAUGGAGAUGGGCGAUUUGCUGGAUUCUUGUUUGGGGGCAUCUUGGGCGAUGACCCACCCCGCGACCGAACAUCGGAGUUGCGUGCCCUCGGCUUCCCAGGUAGGCGUCUAGGACCUGUACAAAUGACGACCGAUACUGCUCUUGGUGUCACGAAAUUGGUCGUCCAAGACAAGAUUCCACUCGACAAGAUCCCCUACGUUGACUUUCCUACCGUCACAUUCAACGCCAAGGAGAGUGUAGAAAUGCCGUUCCGUUAUAUCCUCGAAGCGGACGGUAAGACACCAAAAAUGCCCCCGGGGAUGAAGGAACACCUAUACGAGGACUUGAACCAAAGCUUCGAAUUUUGAGGCUAGGAUGUCACACGCUCUUGACGCAUGUUCUAUGCUUGAUGCUUGUACGAUUGUUGAGAAGUAUUCUGAGGCAGUUUGUACGAGGCCGAGA